Messenger RNA from Emys orbicularis (European pond turtle), 1491 nucleotides. It is a transcript of the gene KCNJ3, whose product is annotated as potassium inwardly rectifying channel subfamily J member 3. Gene Ontology annotation, cellular component: plasma membrane. Gene Ontology annotation, biological process: regulation of monoatomic ion transmembrane transport; potassium ion import across plasma membrane. The record is from RefSeq and is a predicted model, not a curated record. Gene Ontology annotation, molecular function: G-protein activated inward rectifier potassium channel activity. The transcript has 3 exons. Bases 1 to 1491 code for a protein of 496 amino acids. Lineage: Eukaryota; Metazoa; Chordata; Testudines; Emydidae.
AUGUCUGCACUCCGAAGGAAAUUCGGGGACGAUUACCAGGUAGUGACCACCUCUUCCAGUGGCUCAGGCUUCCACCAGCAGCAAGCGGCAGCAGCUGCUCCUAGAAGAAAGAGGCAGCGGUUUGUGGACAAGAAUGGUCGUUGCAAUGUCCAGCAUGGCAACUUGGGCAGCGAGACAAGCCGCUACCUGUCGGACCUGUUCACUACCCUGGUGGACCUCAAGUGGCGCUGGAAUCUUUUUAUCUUCAUUCUCACUUACACUGUGGCCUGGCUCUUCAUGGCCUCCAUGUGGUGGCUCAUCGCCUACAUGCGGGGUGAUCUGAACAAAGCCCAUGAUGAUAACUACACUCCCUGUGUGGCCAAUGUCUACAAUUUCCCCUCUGCCUUCCUGUUCUUUAUUGAAACUGAGGCUACCAUUGGCUACGGCUACCGCUAUAUCACUGACAAAUGCCCCGAGGGUAUCAUCCUCUUCCUCUUCCAGUCCAUCCUGGGCUCUAUCGUGGAUGCCUUCCUCAUUGGCUGCAUGUUUAUCAAGAUGUCCCAGCCUAAGAAGCGGGCAGAGACACUGAUGUUCAGUGAGCAUGCUGUCAUCUCCAUGCGGGACGGCAAACUUACCCUUAUGUUCAGGGUAGGCAACCUUCGCAACAGCCACAUGGUCUCCGCGCAGAUCCGCUGCAAGCUACUUAAAUCUCGGCAGACACCUGAGGGCGAGUUCCUCCCUCUCGAUCAACUUGAACUGGAUGUAGGUUUUAGCACAGGGGCAGAUCAACUUUUUCUUGUUUCCCCACUUACGAUCUGCCAUGUGAUUGAUGCCAAAAGCCCCUUCUAUGACCUCUCUCAGCGAAGCAUGCAAACUGAACAGUUUGAGAUUGUCGUCAUCCUAGAGGGCAUCGUGGAAACAACUGGGAUGACAUGUCAAGCCCGAACUUCGUAUACCGAAGAUGAAGUUCUCUGGGGUCACCGUUUUUUCCCUGUGAUUUCCUUAGAGGAAGGAUUUUUUAAAGUAGACUAUUCCCAGUUCCAUGCAACAUUUGAAGUCCCUACUACGCCCUACAGUGUGAAAGAACAGGAAGAAAUGCUUCUUAUAUCUUCCCCUUUAAUAGGACCAGCUGUAAGUAACAGUAAAGAAAGGAAUAAUUCUGUAGAAUGUCUAGAUGGUCUAGAUGACAUUAGUACAAAGAUACCCUCAAAACUGCAGAAAAUGACUGGAAGGGAAGACUUUCCCAAAAAACUACUAAGAAUGAGUUCUACAACCUCUGAAAAGGCCUACAGCAUCGGGGAUUUACCUAUGAAACUUCAGCGAAUAAGCUCAGUUCCUGGCAACUCAGAAGAGAAACUGGUAUCUAAAACUACAAAGAUGAUGUCAGAUCCUAUGAGUCAGUCUGUGGCUGAUUUGCCACCAAAGCUUCAAAAAUUGUCAGGAGGAGGAGCUAGAAUGGAGGGAAAACUUCCACCCAAAUUGAGGAAAAUGAAUUCUGAUCGCUUUACAUAA